CUAAUAAAUAUAAAUAUAGAUAGUAAAUGAAUUUGUACAUAUACAAUACAACCAUAUAUUUUGUUCACACCCAUACUGGUACUAGGCAACUGGUUUGUUCACACCUGACUUGGCAAAGUCAACACAAAGUCAAUGCGGUCAACUAUUGCAACUUCCCAGUAAGUGUUUGAUCAAAUCUUUAUUACCGACCAUUCCCACCAUAUUCCAUAAACAAAAACAAAAAAAAUCAAAGGAUGCAGUUACAUCCAAUUUCAAUUCCUCUGCUACUUCUCUUCUUCCUCAAUGCAUUUACACUUACAUCAACCACUGCUAGCAACAACAACCAAGCUACCGCCACAAGCCGAUUUUCGAUUAACUGCGGCUCGUUCGGCACUUCUGCAGCUCUCAAUGGCAAGAAAUGGACCGGAGAUUCACAGCCAAAAUCUCCUCCUUUGCUACAAAUAAAGGGCAAAUCAACCACCUCAUCUCUCAUCCACAAAUUAAUCUCUACAGAUCCAAUUCCGUACAAAACUUCAAGAAUCUCUCAUUCCCAAUUCUCCUAUGUAUUCCAAGUCAACCCGGGUCAGAAAAUUCUCCGACUUCAUUUUAACCCGUCUCCGUAUAAAGGUUUCAAACGGUUUACGGACUUAUUCACCGUCGAGGCAGGACGUUUUGUCCUGCUAAAUAACUUCAGUGCUUCAUUAGCAGCUGCUGCUCUUGGUGUGAACUCUUUCUCCAAGGAAUUCUGUUUAAGCAUAGAACAAAAUCAAGGACUGAACGUAACUUUCUCUCCUACUGAGAGUACACAGUCACAAGAUAGUACAACUUACGCUUUCAUUAAUGGGAUUGAAGUUAUCUCAGUCCCUAUGCAUCUUUCUUACUUCAAUGAAGGUGGAGAAAAAUUCGGAGCAGCCCAAGUGGUCGGCCGAAAGUCGGUGGUCUAUAUUGACAACGGCACUGCACUUGAGUUGAUUCACCGGUUGAAUAUCAAACGGGAGUUUGCUUCGUCGAACGAUGAUUUUGAUGAUAUGUUUGGGAUGUGGGGUCCUCCUCCGAAACCGAAAGCAACUGAGAUCGAUAAUCUUGCGUGGAAAAAGCCGGUGGAUGUUGGAUUUAGGUACUUGGUUAGAAUACAUUUCGGAGACUUGGGACUCAAGACAGUUGAGAACUUUGAAAUUUUUAUUAAUGAAAUGAAUGUUGAUACGAAAAUGGAUGUAGUGAAAGAAAGGGAUGAACGUAGCUUCUUCGUAUGGUAUAGGGACUACAUGGUGGUGAUGAGAGGUCAAAAGAAAGAGGGAAAACGGGAUCUCUCGAUUUCCAUCCAAUCGUACGAUGGAUUUAUGAUCGACGAAAAUAAAAUCGUUAAAGGAUUUGAAAUAUUCAAGCUGAGCAACCCGGAUAACAGCCUCGCCAGCCCAAAUGCCGCCUUGCUUCCGCCAAAAGAAUCGCCACCCUGGAUCAUGCAAAACAUACUCUCAGUUCUUGGUCACAGAGACGCCAUUGUUACGGUUGUAAUAGUUAUACUUUCUGUCGUAAAUAUCAUUGUUUAUAAAAUGCAAGAUAUUUGGGAAACUAGUAGCACUACAGAGGAGGAAAACAAACCGUCGGCCAGGGCUGAGCGGCUCUGCCGCCGCUUUUCACUGGCGGAGAUCCGAUCAGCCACCGAAAACUUCAGCCGUGCACUAGUCAUUGGAAGAGGUGGAUUCGGCAAAGUGUACAGAGGGCUUAUCGACAACGGGAGAGAAUAUGUUGCUAUAAAGCGGCUCAAAUCGAACUCGAAGCAAGGGAAGCACGAGUUUCUGACGGAGAUCGAAACACUAUCCGAGCUCCGUCACAUUAAUCUCGUCUCUCUAAUUGGCUACUGCAGCGAGCGAAGAGAAAUGAUUCUCGUUUACGAGUACAUGGCAAGUGGUACAUUAUCCGACCACCUCUACAAACUCGAAAGAGAGGGCUUUAGCUGUUCUUCUCUGACAUGGAAGCAGCGUCUUAAUAUCUGCAUUGGAGCUGGUCGAGGACUAGACUAUCUUCACACGGGCCAUGGAGUCAUACACCGUGAUGUCAAGUCUUCGAACAUUCUCCUGGACGAAAAUUUUGUGGCCAAGGUUUCGGAUUUUGGUUUGGCGAAACAUGAAAGUCGAAGCAAAUUACAGAGCCAUAUUAGCACAAAGGUUAAGGGCACGUUUGGGUACUUCGAUCCAUAUUAUUAUAGCACCCAUAAAUUGACGAGGAAAAGUGACACGUAUGCGUACGGUGUGGUGUUGUUGGAAGUACUGUGUGGAAGACCAGCUUUGGAUCCAAUGGUUGGAGAGGAUAAGUAUCUUUUGACAAAAUGGGCUCGAAAUGGAAUUAGUAAAGGAGAGGUUGAUCAGAUAGUUGAUUCGAGUUUAGUCGAGGAAAUCUCACCACAUAGCUUGAAGGUAUUUGUUGAAAUUGUUGAAAUGUGCUUACAUGACGAACCGAAAAAACGGCCAAGAAUGUCUCAGGUAGUUGUACGACUUGAGUUUGCACUUGAGCAGCAGGAUAACAUAAUAAUAUCAUCGGUACCGAAUCAGAUAACUAUUGUUGCUGAUGAAGUCGGUCCAUCGAAUAAAGAAAAUGCUUCGUCAGUUAGCACUGAGCAACCAAUAGUAGUAGCCUCUGAACACGUGCAGACUCUUAUAUCUCUACCUAAAGAAAAAACAAACCGGAAAUUGAGAAAAUCGAAAAUAUAUAAGCCGUUACGGUUUUGGACAUGGGAUGCAUUUUGGAACAAGGUCAAGCCAGCUAAGAAAAAAGAACCCAGCUUACUAUCAGGAAUUUUGGAAGCAGAUAUAAACUUGCCGAAGUUCGACCUGGCCACGAUCACAGCUGCCACUAACCAGUUCUCCACUUCACAUAGGGUUGGACAUGGUGGAUUUGGUUAUGUUUAUAAGGCUGUAUUACCUACAGGAAACACAGUAGCAGUUAAAAGAUUUUCAUAUUCAAGGACAGCCGUCCAUCAGUUCGAUAGCGAGCUUCUAUUGGUUUCCACUCUCCACCAUAACAACAUCAUUAAACUAAUCGGGUACUGCAUUCACGAAGGAGGGAUUCUUUUAUACGAGUUUAUGGAAAACGGAAGUCUAGACAAGUUUAUAUUUGAUAAACUACGGAGUCAUCAGCUUACAUGGUCACUGCGCUUCAAAAUCAUCACUGGUGUUGCUAAAGGAGUUGUUUAUCUUCAUCGAGAUUCGGGGUUGAGAAUUAUACACAGAGAUCUCAAAUCCACCAAUAUUUUACUGGACACCGAAAUGAACCCAAAGAUUUCAGGCUUUGGGUUUGACAGAAAAUUUGAAGAUGAUCAAUCUGAAGUGGAAACAAAAAUUGCCGGCACCUUAGGUUAUUUGGCUCCAGAAUAUAUGAUGGAAGGGAGACUUUCAGAUAAGGUAGAUGUGUUUAGCUUUGGACUUAUUGUGCUCGAGACUUUGAGCGGGAUGAGAAAUGUGGGACACGGCCUACACCUCAUUGAACAAGCAUGGAAGCUGUGGAAAGAAGGGAAAGCAUUAGACCUGGUAGACGAAUCCAUUAGAGGGGGAGUUUCGGAGGAUGAAGCACUGAGAUGUAUACAGGUCGGUCUUCUAUGCACCGAAUACGAUCCGAAUCAUCGGCCAACAAUGGCUUCCGUGCUUAAGAUGUUGCUCGGAGAAGAUUUAUCCCUACAAGAGAAAAUAACCGAAAGAUCAGCUUCUCAUAAUGCCGUUAUCGAAAAUGAAGAUCCGGUUAACUCGAGGAAUUCAAACCCAAUGUUAUCAUUUUUGUUUCCAGAACUUGUCAAGAAUGAAGAUAACAAUGACAGUACUGCAACUUUCGAAUACGACUCCGAAUUGGAAAGGUGAGCUCUGUUUAUGCUGCAUUGUUCGUUCUACUCGUGCUGGAGUAUUUUGCUACACUUCUUUUUCCUUUGCUUUUGCUUUUGUCUCACUUUGGAUGUGGCAUUUAAUCAAACACAUUGACUGCAUAUUCCAUAGAAUCACACUACAGCAUCAGAAGCAACAAAAUUUGCGAUCACUGUAAUGUAAGAAUCGAAAAAUAAAUUAGAUUGGGGGAAACCUAAUGCAAAAUCAGUUGGUGGAUUUAUGCUAUAUAAUUUGUUUUGAAUGCUCGGUUCCUAAUCCCAGGUAUUUUGAC
This is a messenger RNA of Erythranthe guttata (spotted monkey flower), 4122 nucleotides long. RefSeq names its product putative receptor-like protein kinase At5g39000. The record is from RefSeq and is a predicted model, not a curated record. Gene Ontology annotation, biological process: protein phosphorylation. Gene Ontology annotation, molecular function: protein kinase activity; ATP binding. Lineage: Eukaryota; Viridiplantae; Streptophyta; Magnoliopsida; Lamiales; Phrymaceae.